GCGUGGGGCUAGGCGGGUUGCGCGCGCAGGAAGCUAAGCUGGGGGAGUUCAAGAUGGCCGCGGCCGUGUUCCCGGCUUUGCUGCGGCGCUGGAGGGUCGGCGUGCAGCCGGGCGGCGCGCUACGGCGGCUGAGCCAGACCCAGGGGCCUCCCAGUUACCCCCGCUUCGUGGAGUCUGUGGAUGAAUACCAGUUUGUGGAACGCCUGUUACCCCCCACCAGCGUUCCGGAGCCCCCAAAGCAUGAACAUUAUCCUACUCCUAGUGGCUGGCAGCCCCCCAGAGAUCCUCCACCCAACCUGCCUUACUUUGUGCGGCGCUCUCGGAUGCACAACAUCCCUGUCUAUAAAGACAUCACACAUGGCAACCGUCAGAUGACUGUGAUCCGGAAGGUUGAGGGAGACAUUUGGGCCCUGCAGAAGGAUGUGGAAGACUUUCUGAGCCCGCUGCUGGGGAAGACACCUAUCACCCAGGUCAAUGAGGUGACAGGUACCCUGCGGAUCAAGGGCUACUUUGACCAGCAGCUAAAAACCUGGCUCUUAGAGAAGGGCUUCUGAGGCCUAGCUGAGCAGCCUGCAUGACAGCAUCCCCCACAGACUGGAGUCCAGGGGACCUCAGGAGGGAGGCAGGUGUUAAAGCAACUAGGAUUGGGGUACAGACUAGGGCUGAGGGCUAAAGGGCUUUGGAGCAGACCUUGCUUGCAUAAAGCGGGAAACAGGACCAUCUGCACAGAUGCCAGCACUGAGGGAGGGCUCUCUUACAUUGGUGACCCACUAGAAACAGCUGAGCUAGUCGGGGGCAUUAGUUGCUGUCCCCCCUGCCCCUGAUUUUGGUUUAUUCCUGCUUUUUCUUCAUUGGAGCUGCUGGGGUCAGUUAUUCAAAUUCUGGAGGUUGUUGACUGCCCCUCUGGUGUUUCGGGGAGGGUAGCACAGGACAGAACCAUUGGGAACCUUCCUUCCUUGGUCCUUAAGACUUCCUGCUGCAAACAUUCCCAAGCUCUUCCUCUAGCCAGACCUGGCUUGUGGAGGCUACGGAGAACACAGAUGAAUGACAUGGGUCCUGGAAGCCUUCAAUUCCAUGUGCAGUGCUGGGCAUGGGGCACAGCGUGCCCUUGUCAGCCCCUGAGCUCAUCUUUUCUACCCAUGGGUGAGGCAGAAGGCUCACUCACUUCUGCUCUAUUCCAGAGUUAGGCCUGGUUGGGUUUCCAGCUCCAGUAAUUAGUGAUUCCCUGUAGCUGAUCUGCCCACAAGGGGGUGCUUGGGAGCUCUUAGCCCAGCACGUGGCAUGAUUCCCAGCUUGAUGACCUGGUAUCAAGGCUGGAUGGGGUUUGCAGGCACGAAGAUGCUGGCCUUUUGCCCCUGCCAUCCCCAUCCAAUGAACCUUCACACGUGUCCUGUCAUGAGGGCCAAAAGCCCAUCCCCACCCCAGUAUCAGACUGGCUAAGUCAGGGUUCAGAGCCUAGCUCCCUCUGGGCUAAAGCAGGGUAAUCUUUUUAGAGCUGUUUUUUCUUAUGUAAUAUGGGUAUAUCUUCCUAAUAGUUUAAUAACAAUGCGCCCAAGGACAGUGCUAGGUUAUAUAAACCCUCAUCCCAGAAGAUUCCAGGCCACUCUCAAGUCUACAGCCUGAGCAAGAAAAUGGAGGCCCAGCUCACUGAUGCGGACACCAGCUCUACCAAUUGUUAAUGCAAGCUUUUAUUUGGCUGUAUAUACAAUUCAAGCUAUUAAAAUUUGUACAAUAUUUACAAAUUAAAUAAUCAUCUGAAA
Myotis myotis is the source of this 1760-nucleotide messenger RNA. RefSeq names its product mitochondrial ribosomal protein L49 (gene MRPL49). Bases 54 to 554 code for a protein of 166 amino acids. Gene Ontology annotation, cellular component: mitochondrial large ribosomal subunit; ribosome. Lineage: Eukaryota; Metazoa; Chordata; Mammalia; Chiroptera; Vespertilionidae. The record is from RefSeq and is a predicted model, not a curated record. The transcript is spliced from 4 exons. Gene Ontology annotation, molecular function: structural constituent of ribosome. Gene Ontology annotation, biological process: translation.